AUGGUCAAGAAAUAUCUUGCUUCAGGAAGAGAGGGUGUCGAGAAUGGCCCCCAAAUAUCACAGUAUUUUGUUGGAGGAUUGAUGAGAGUCAGGAGACGUGCAUAUUGGUCAGCUGACAAAGCAGGGAUGCCUGGUGGGAUGGACCGAGUCACGGAUCAAGUGAUUGGUCUGGAUAGUUUUUUCUCCGGCUUGUAUCAACUUCAAGUCCAUCAGCAGCCUUCAGUGACACGUAAAGCUCUCUGCAAUAAAGCUUUUUUAGAUAUUUGGCAUUGUCGGCUAGGUCAUCCUAGGAUAGCUCGUUUUAAGUUUUUAUGUCGUACUUUUGAUUACAUUCAUUCUAGUUCUUCUACCUUCUAUGAUUCUGAUAAUGGGACAGAGUUUCUUUCUCGUGAUAUUCAAUCUUGUUUUGCUGAAAAGAAUAUUCACCAUCAGCGCAGUUGUGUCUCUACUCCACAGCAAAAUGGGGUAGUCGAACGCAAACAUCGCCACUUACUCAAUGUGGCUAGGGCAUUACGUUUUCAAGCCAAUUUGCCCAUUACUUACCGGGAAGAAUUUUUCUUCUUGUUUAAGAUCCAUAGAGUUUGGUCAUCAUCAACAGAAACCCAUAUUUAUAACUUACCACCCUCUCCACCGACGUUUCCAAUAAUUGGCAACCUUCACCAGCUAGGAACAUUAGCUCAUAGAUCCUUACGAGAGCUUUCUCAAAAGUAUGGGCCCUUAAUGUUCUUGCAAUUGGGUCAAUCUCCGAUUCUUGUGGUUUCAUCUGUAGAAAUGGCUAAAGAGAUAAUGAAGAACCAAGAUCUUGCCUUUGCAAACAGACCUCCUCUCACCGCCGCUAAAGCGCUUGUUUAUGGAUCUACUGAUAUUGCCCUUGCCCCUUAUGGUGAAUAUUGGAGACAAGUGAAAAAGAUUGCUGUUGUUGAGCUAUUCAGUGUCAAAAGAGUUCAAUCAUUUAAGCAUGUGAGAGUAGAAGAAGUAGAUAUUGUGACAGAGAAGAUAUAUAGUUUAUGUUCUUCAAGGGGAGACAGUGCACAAGUAGUAAAUAUUACCGAAAUACUGCUUACUCUCACAAACAACAUAGUUUCAAGGUGUGCUCUUGGUGUCAGGUAUGAAACUGCUCACGGAAACAGAUUCCCUAAAAUGUCAAGUAACUUUUUGGGGUUGUUUAGUGCUUUUAGUUUUGGUGAUUUCUUCCCUUCUAUCGGUUGGAUGGAUGCUGUUACUGGACUAUCUAGUAAGUUCGAGAAGGCGUUUCAAGAAGUAGAUAGAUUUUUAGAUCAAGUCAUUGACGACCAUCUCCUCCGUCAUUCCAAAUUGGAAGCUGAUAACGGUCAGGUAGAAGACAGUGAUGAACUAGACGUGACGGAUAUUCUUAUCCUUUCUCAGGAGAACUAUAAGAAUCUCUCUCGUAAUAAUAUCAAAGCAAUACUAAUGGAUAUGUUUAUUGGUGGAAGUGAUACAUCAGCAAGAACAAUGGAAUGGGCAAUGGCAGAGCUUAUAAAGAAUCCGAAAGUGAUGCAGAAAGCACAAGAUGAGGUGAGAGGAGUUGUCGGAAAGAAGUCUACGGUUGGAGAAGACGACAUUCAUCAAAUGGACUACUUGAAAUGUAUUGUGAAGGAGAUAUUACGACUACAUCCUUCUCUUCCUAAUUUAAUUCCUAGGGCAACAACUAAGAGAACCCAGUUAGCAGGUUACGAUAUCCCUCCAGAUACAACAGUUUUCAUCAAUGCAUGGGCAAUCCAUAGAGAUCCUACCGUAUGGGACGACGCAGAAGAAUUUCGACCUGAGAGAUUUAUUAACAACCCAAUCGAUUUCAAGGGUCAAGAUUUCCAAUUCAUUCCGUUUGGUUCAGGAAGAAGAGGGUGUCCUGGGAUUUCGUUUGCCAUGGCAAUUGUCGAGUUUGCUCUUGCGAACCUCUUGUACCACUUCAAUUGGGAGCUUCCUGAUGGUGAAAAAAGGGAGGAACUUGACAUGACUGAGCAUUUUGGUCUUAGUGCUUGUAAGAAAACCCCUCUUUGUAUUGUUCCGACAAUUUACUCAUCGGGUCAGCUGUAAUGAAGAUGCAAAG
Molecule: messenger RNA, 2068 nt
Organism: Papaver somniferum (opium poppy)
Lineage: Eukaryota; Viridiplantae; Streptophyta; Magnoliopsida; Ranunculales; Papaveraceae
Product: cytochrome P450 71A1-like
Exons: 6
Coding region: 1-2055 (684 amino acids)
Biological process (GO): DNA integration
Molecular function (GO): iron ion binding; oxidoreductase activity, acting on paired donors, with incorporation or reduction of molecular oxygen; monooxygenase activity
Source: RefSeq, a predicted model, not a curated record